CAUACAGUUACCUCCUGUAUAUAGCUUAAGUGUAUAUUGUAAGACAAUAGACAGGAAUAUCGCUGUCCAACAUGGUUCCCAUGCUUACACUGAGGGUGACAUUGGUCUUAAUGGUUAUAUUGACUGAACUGUACGCAAAAGAAACCACACAGGACUUCAUCAGUAAAUACAACAAGUACAACACCGUCUGUCGAGGAAUGGGAUACGAAACAAGAACUUGCAAAGGAAAAGAUCAUGGAGUCAUAGCUUUUCAUGCACGAACGUCCACCAGUCUACAAAAUCUUGGUAACUAUGCUGUUGUUGUAUUUGGGAAAGUAACUCUAAACUCUGGAUCUGCCUAUAACGGUAAAACAGGGAUAUUCACAGCACCACGAGAUGGUAUUUACUCCUUCACAUGGACUAUUUUGACGAAGGAUGGGUCAUAUUUUAACACACAAAUUGUCAUCAAUGGAAAAAUAGUUGGCUAUAAUAAUGCUGACGGUAAGAGUGGUGGUUCCGACCUUGAGUCUUCCUCAGCAACAGCCGUGAUUAGAAUGAAGAAGAAGGACAAGGUCUGGAUAAGGAUACAUGGUGGGCAAGGGAAAUAUGCAUACAGUGACUGGUCGUCAUUCUCUGGGUUUCAAUUGUAAAAAAAAAAUGCUUUAGAAAAAUAAAGAAAUCAAAUAUCUUG
This is a messenger RNA of Ostrea edulis (European flat oyster), 670 nucleotides long. Its product is annotated as heavy metal-binding protein HIP-like. The transcript is spliced from 3 exons. Gene Ontology annotation, molecular function: protein binding. Bases 72 to 629 code for a protein of 185 amino acids. NCBI's taxonomy places the organism in Eukaryota, Metazoa, Mollusca, Bivalvia, Ostreida, Ostreidae. The record is from RefSeq and is a predicted model, not a curated record.